This is a messenger RNA of Perca fluviatilis (European perch), 5778 nucleotides long. RefSeq names its product MCF.2 cell line derived transforming sequence a (gene mcf2a). The record is from RefSeq and is a predicted model, not a curated record. Gene Ontology annotation, cellular component: cytoplasm. The transcript is spliced from 30 exons. Gene Ontology annotation, biological process: intracellular signal transduction; dendrite development. Bases 456 to 3860 code for a protein of 1134 amino acids. Gene Ontology annotation, molecular function: guanyl-nucleotide exchange factor activity; protein binding. NCBI's taxonomy places the organism in Eukaryota, Metazoa, Chordata, Actinopteri, Perciformes, Percidae.
GACAGCAGUAGCCAGAUGGAGCCUAGUUUGUUUUGAAGUAGCUGCUAAGAGCAGCAGCUACUUGUGUCGGCCAGCACUAGUGUUGUGUGUGUGUGUGUGUGUGUGUGUGUGUGUGUAUGAGGGGAAAAGCUCAUUACACCCUGUCUGGGCGAGGACAGGAAACCACUGUUUUCUGCUUAUGUGGACAGGUCUCUUGUUGUAAGUGUGCUGCUCAGUGUGGAGGCCCUCUGUGCAGUUCAAGGUCAGGAAGAUCCAACAGCAGCCUCCAGGAACUAUCCCGUCUGGAUCUUGGGACCCACAGAGGCGGGAGGGCACAAGUUUUCCUCUUCCUCGAUUAUAGGAACACUAUGCAGGGCUUCAGGACUCUGAAGAGGAUAUGAGGCCUGAACUACUGUCAAUACCUCCCAUGACAGCAUCAGUUCUCCCAGCCUGAUCCUGUGUCGGAGACUAAGGGAAUGGGCCCAGCCUCACUGCAGGGGGAGAGAGAGCCGGAGAAAGGGUCCAAGGGGGAGAUGGAGGGCUAUCGCUGCCUUCUGCAGGCAGGGUCCCAGCUGGAGAGCACUCUGCAGCAGGUGACUGUCCCUGUAAGCUUGAAGGAGGUGGGAGGCUACAUAGAGAAACAGGUGGCAUACCUGUCAGGGGGCCGUGGGGAAGACUCCAGUGUCAUCAUCACCCUCCCAGAGUGCUCCGCUUUCAGUGACAUUCCCGAGGAAGCUUUAGCCAAAGUCUUUACAUACCUCACACUCAUCCCUCGAACCAGACAACCUGGAGUAAAAUUUAUCAUCAUUUUAGACCGAAGACUGGAUACAUGGGCCUCUAUCAAAACUGCGCUUGCCAGAAUAGCAGCCUCCUUUCCUGGGAACCUUCACUUGGUCUUGGUGCUCCGACCCACAAGCUUCUUCCACCGCACUGUUACUGAUAUUGGCUUUCGCUUCAGCCAAGAGGACUUCAUGCUCAAGAUGCCAGUGGUGAUGCUGAGCUCAGUCACAGACCUGCUGCACUACAUCGAUGAGAACCAGCUGACUUCAGAGUUUGGAGGCACUUUGGACUAUUGUCAUAGUGACUGGAUUGUUUUACGAACAGCUAUUGAAAGUUUUGCUGUCACAGUCAAAGACAUUGCACAGAUGCUACAGGGCUUUGGCACCGAGCUGGCAGAGACGGCGCUGUCUGAUGAGGGGAAAGCCAUCGAGUAUCUCCUUGAGUCUCACACUGACAAGUACAGGAAACUCAAGGAUGCAAUCAGGUCCGUGUCAAAGGAAGGUCGUCAUCUUCUCGCAAGCCUGGAGAGCUCGGGAAAGGAGAAUGACUCCCAGUGGGAUGUGAGGCUGGACUGGGAGACAGUACAGAGGCUUCUUGCACAGCUCAGAGACAUGGAAUCAGCCUUCGAUGGCUUCUUUGAGAAGCAUCAUCUGAAACUCCAUCAGUACCUACAGUUGCUUAGAUACGAACAAAGCUUUCAGGAGAUGGAGUUGUGUCUGGAGCAUCUGACGGCUCAGGAGAGGGAGCUGUCCAUAUCUGUUGACACUCUAGUCCAAACAGAACAGGCUCUCAAAAGGUUGGACAGUCUAGAAUCAAAUGCACAGGAGGUGAUGUCUCGAGCUCAGAUCAUCAUCCUUCACGGACACCAGCUAUCAGCUGGUCACCACUAUGCCAUGGCUCUUAUUAUGCAGCGCUGCAACGAGCUUCGCCACUACUGUGAUACACUCAAUGCUGCUCUAAAGACCAAACACACUCGUCUUCUGCAAACACACCAGCUGCUGCUUUGUCUUGAACAGGCCCACACUUGGUGUGAUGAUGGAGCGUAUCUGCUGGCCAAUCAGCUGAUAGAUAAGUACCAGUCUAAGGAAGGGGCCCAGGCUGCUUUGAGGGACAUUGAGCAGUUUCUGGAAGGGGCCCCGUCUAUGCUUAGCUUAGGACCUGACAUCCUGGCCAUUGAGUACGAGGCUGUCCUCACACCUCAGCUGCAGGCCCAGAUAGGGAAAACGCUUGAGAAGCAUGUAACAGUGCAGCAGAUGAUCCAGAGCCGACAGACUUCUCUAAGAAAGCUGGCUGAUAAACAUGUGCGACCGAUCCAACUGGUGGCCCCCAGGCCUGAAAACCCACCACGUGCCAAGUCCCCCCUCUUCUCCCCCAAACAUGGUGAUGGUUUGAAGUUUACUUUCGACCUCUCCCUGCCUGGGAAGAGAGCAUCCCGAAAGAGCCCCAACCCUAGAAAAAUAGAGGUGAUCCACGACUACCAGGAGAGCCGGAGCUGCGUUUCGUACAGUCUGGAUGGAGAGGACAGCCCUGAUCUCUUGAAGCGUCAUGUCAUGAGGGAACUCAUAGAGACAGAAAGAAUCUAUGUGGAAGAGUUGCUGUCAGUUCUGCUGGGUUACAGGGCUGAGAUGGACAACCCAGCUCUGUCAGGGCUUCUGCCUCCGAUCCUGCGCAGCAAGAGAGACAUCCUCUUUGGAAACAUGCCUGAGAUCUACAACUUUCACAGCAGGGUUUUCCUUCAGGACCUGGAAGGAUGCCUGGAGGCUCCUGAAAGUGUGGGAGCUUGUUUUCUGGAGCGGAAAGAGAGUUUCCAAAUGUAUGAAUGCUACUGUCAGAAUAAGCCACGCUCUGAGGCGCUGUGGAGACAAUUCUCAGACUGUGGCUUCUUUCAGGAGUGUCAAAAAAAGCUGGAGCACAAACUGGGCCUGGAUUCCUACCUGUUGAAACCAGUCCAACGCCUCACCAAAUAUCAGCUGCUGCUUAAGGAACUUCUGAAACACAGCCCAGAUUGUGAGGGGACUUCAGAACUGCAGGGGGCAUUAACAGCUAUGCUGGACCUGUUAAAAUCAGUCAAUGACUCUAUGCAUCAGAUAGCCAUCACAGGAUAUGAGGGUGACAUUUGCGAGCUGGGCCGUGUGUUGAUGCAGGGUUCGUUCAGUGUGUGGAUCAGCCAUAAGAAAGGGCCCACACGCAUGAAGGAGCUAGCUCGCUUCAAGCCGAUGCAGAGACACCUCUUCUUGUACGAGAGAGUUCUGCUCUUCUGCAAGCGGAGGGAGGAGCAGGGAGACGGCUGCGACAAAACCCCCUGCUACAGCUUCAAGCACUGUCUCAAGAUGACUGCUGUGGGGAUCACAGAGAACGUCAAGGGGGAGGUGAAGAAGUUUGAGAUCUGGUACAGUGGCAGGGAGGAAGUGUAUGUGGUUCAGGCUCCUACAUUGGAGGUGAAGAUGGCCUGGCUCAAUGAGCUACGCAGAAUCCUGACUAACCAACAGAAGCUGCUCAGAGAUGAAGCAUAUCAACAUGGCCAAAUGGUUGGACACAUACCGCUUUCUCCACCACUCUCUGAGAGCAAGCAGCAGAGGGUGUCAGUGAGCUCGGAGGACACUGAGUCAGGGAGGAGCAGUCCAGACCCCCAGCCUCACUCCCCUAAACACCAGCACAACCGCAAGAGUUGGCCCGGAGCUCAUCACUCGGUAGACAUCUGCGAGGGUCUGGAGAAGUGGUCUGGAGGUCGGGACACCUUCCACCCAUCUGACACAGAGGAGGAGGUUUUGGUGCAACUGUCUCCAGGCAGAUACAGGGCUCUGGCUGACUGCCUUCAAAAUGGACCAGACAGCAUUAUCAUCAAAUGUGGAGACGUCAUCCAACUGCAGUGUGAAGACAACAAGGGACACUGGCUGGUGAAAAACCUGAGUCGGCGACAGGAGGGCUUCAUAGCAGCUGCCAGCCUGCGGCUGAUUCUAGUAGACAGCAGUCGAGCACACUCCUCCAGACUAGGGGUGUGUAUAUUUUCUUGUAGACCCAGGGAACCUGAAGCCGAGAAAGCUCAGCUCCCCGUAGAGAAGAAAGCACAGAAUGUGAAUCUAAUAUGUACCUGUGGAUGAUGAACAGAAGGAAAAGGUUGAGCCAUAGCUGUCUCAUAACUGAUCAGCCACCCACUCCUCACUCCUUGGUGACGUCUGCUUUCUCCAGCACAAUCAUUAAAGAGAAAUAUGUGGGACUCUAGAUACCUGAUUUUCUUCCAGGUUAUGAUUGACAAUCUACUGGGCUGGUGUUUUCUGAUAGUGAAGGUGUGCUGUGGCACCAGUGCAAAGGCUCAGGAACUGCUUAGCCCUCUUGGACAAUCAACAGCCGAUUUUUGGACCCCGAUUGGUCUUCCUCUUUUCUGAUUGGUGUGGAGAAUCUUCCAUUUGUAACACACAUAAAGUCAGGAUGUGAGGUUGCUGCUGUAGCAGUUUGUCAUUUCUCAAUCUGUGAAACCCUUCCUCAUUCCAGCUAGUAUUCGGGAUUCUAGUAUCUCCGAAUGUUUGUUCCUGUUUGUCUUAGUGUGUGCUGGAUGGAUGGUAACCCAGGAUUUUCCUGAAACAUUUCUUAAAACAGAGACUUUUGUACAUAUACUGUAUCAUUUUUAACAUUUAUUGUACCUCAGUGUUUCAUCUUUGUGUAGUUAGUUGACAUUUGUCCAUUGAAUUACUUCAUUGUAUUUUUCUUACAUCUCAUUCCUUAAGGCACCAAUCUUCUGUAUAGUCUAGGAGUUAUAAUGCCAAAAUGUGCCAUGCCAUAAUGCCUUUUUUAUUCCUGCUCUUUUGGAGUCUCUUGUAUGUACUGUUUGCAAAAUCAAAUACUCUGUUAUUGCUUUAACCUGACCUCACAGAUAUUCAAAAGGCACUUUAAUAAGGUGGAUAGACGUGAGAAACAAAAAAAUCCGCCUACUGUCUACUGAAUGUGUGCUUUUCUUGUCGCUUUACCUCUCUUACGGUGUAUUUCCUCUUAGUCAUGCUGUUAUUUCCUUUGUUUAUUCUUGAAUGUAUGAUGUGUUAGGGAGUCAGGGGAGACAUAACCCUCUGCAUGCAGACAGCAGUUGACAUGUCAGUGAUGGUAAUGUAAGACAUAAGCGGACAUGAUGAAUAUUGAUGGCAAUGUAUUCCUCAGUGUAGAAGAAACAGAUAGAGAGAGAGAGAGAAAGGGAGAUUAUCCUCCAUGUACCCCUCCCUCACGAAGGCAGAUGCUUCCUCCUCACCAUUACAGCUCAGUAAAUCUCAAAUUCCCCAUUAAAAGGGAUCAUACGGCCAACAUGAAAUAUACCCUCUGUGUCGAACUCUUAAUUAAAUAUUGAUCGCAGACUUAUAUGAUUUUACCACGUCAAAUCGAGGCCCCAGUCGGAGGCCUGCCUUUGAUUCGCUGUUUUUGAUAUGGAAAUGAGUCUAUAAAGCAGCAGGAGCUGUUCCGCACUACGCAUUUCCUAUGUUGUUUGUUUAUGUAUUUUGCUGUCAUGUUGUUCCUAUAUAUUGAGAGGUAUCUGUGCAGCUCCGAAUGAAAUUACAUCUCUAUAUUUUUUACAGGAGCUACGCUUGACAGCACAUCCAAACCCCAUUUUAUUUAUUUUUUAGCUUAUAUGAUGAAGUCAGAUGGUUUCUUUGUAACUUUAAUCCAAAAUGCUGCAGAUUUUGCACAGAUUUUCCUGGUUGGAAAACAAAACAAAACAAAAACCUGCUUAAAAUAUGUGUGUGUCCUGAUGAGCCAAGUAGCCUGAGCUUGUCGCUGAAUGUUUCUUUAAUUAAGAUGAAAAUGCAUGGCAACUGAACAAUGAGCAGGUUUGUAUUGUUAGACAGUCACUGUCCUAAACUGGCUUAGCAAUAAUUGUUUUAGUAAUUGAAAUAAUUCAAUACUUGUUUUAACAUGGUGAUAUGUUUGGCUGAAAACUAAGGCUGUUCCUUUUCAUGCACCCUGAUUUACUCUAUUAAUUAUGUGUUCUUGUUUUAAUGGAAGCCAAUUAACAUAAUAAAGUUGUGCAGACUUUUC